GCCGGAACCACCGAGAUGGGCAGCCUAGAGGGAUGGUGGACACCGGCUCUCGCUUCUGCAUGAUCUUUGAGAGAACCCCCUUUAGGGGUUAUGAGGGAAAGAGGGUAAAUUCUGGCGAGCUCUUCUUGUCAGUCCCGUUAGGCGCCGGCUUCCUCGUUUUCCUUAGCGCCUCGUCAGCACGCUGCCCCUGAACUCGCCUCCCUCUGACCGGAUGCCCCGGCGUCUGGGCCUCACAGAAUCCGCAGAGGUGGCUGCGGUCCCAGAGCCCUGGUCCAGUUCCUUGCCCACCGAGGCGGGAUCCUUUUUUUGUCUAAAAGAAGUUGGCCCAACAGUCCCCUGUGGCCGCUUUUAAGGUUCUUGCUUUUCCAAACCGGGAAGAGUGCACAGAGCCAGGGGACAUCAGCCAUGCUCCAAACCACUUGGCCUCAGGAGCCAGUGACCUUUGAGGACGUGGCUGUGUACUUCACCCAGAACCAAUGGGCCAGCCUGGACUCUGCGCAGAGGGCCCUGUACAGGGAGGUGAUGCUGGAGAAUUAUGCAAACGUGGCUUCCCUGGUGUCUCCGUUCCCCAGACCCGAUCUGAUCUCCCAGCUGGAGAGAGGGGAAGCUCCAUGGGACCCCAAUCCCUGGGAAGCAGAGGAUUUGAGAGGCAUCUGUCCAGGUGGUGAGAGGGGCAUCAAGACAGAAGAGCCGGCGGUAGAGCAGCAAGCCUCUGAGGGCACAGAGGCCCACGGCAGGCCCGUGGGAGGGCUUCUCACGAACGUGUCUCAGCACUUGGAUUUUGAACGCAAGGCAGUGUGGCAGACUUUCAGUCUGAAUCCCAAUCUGAUACUCCGAGGCGGCAUGAAGUUCUACAAAUGUAAAGAAUGUGGCAAGAUCUUCCGAUACAACUCAAAGUUCCUUCGGCAUCAGAGGACCCACAAUGGGGAAAAGCCCUUCAAGUGCAAGGAGUGUGGCAAAGCUUUCAAGUCCAGCCAGAACUGUAUCAUACAUGAGAAAAAUCACAUUGGUCAAGGACCCUAUGAAUGUAAGGAGUGUGGCAAAGGUCUGAGUUCCAAAGCCGCCUUGACCCAGCACCAGUGGAUCCACACAGGGGACAAGCCCUAUAAAUGUACGGAGUGUGGCAAAGGUCUGAGUUCCAACACUGCCUUGACCCAGCACCAGAGGCUCCACAUUGGGGAGAAGCUCUAUAAAUGUAAGAAAUGUGGGAAGGCGUUCACCCAGAAGAUCACCUCCAUUCAGCAUCAGAGAGUUCACACCGGAGAGAAAGCCUUCAAGUGGUACCCCAGCUUUCUUCAGCAUCAGAAAAGGCACCGUGUGGAGAAGCCCAUCAGGCCACUCGGGCCACCCCUGCUGCGUCUCCAGGGCCCCUCUGCACCCUCAGAUCCCGGGCGUCUCCAGGGCCCGGGCUCUGCUCCUGCUGUGGUCGUGGCCUUGCCACACGCCAUCCUCACUCCUGCCUCCGGGCCCUUGUUCAUGCUGCUGCCCGCCACUGGGGUGCUUUCGUCCCCUGUCCAAGUAGUUCUUGUCUUCCAGGGUCUUCCUCCUGCUGUGAAGCCUUCCCCAGUUAUUCUGACUCCUGCUCCUCACCCCCCGUGA
This is a messenger RNA of Dama dama (fallow deer), 1599 nucleotides long. Its product is annotated as zinc finger protein 621-like. The record is from RefSeq and is a predicted model, not a curated record. Lineage: Eukaryota; Metazoa; Chordata; Mammalia; Artiodactyla; Cervidae. Gene Ontology annotation, biological process: regulation of DNA-templated transcription. Bases 406 to 1599 code for a protein of 397 amino acids. The transcript has 5 exons.